GACAGGUCGUCUUCUGUGACCGAGAUCUGGCCUCAUGGGCUGUGAGGAUCUUUUUACAUGACAUUGCAAAGGCCUUAGAUGCAACGUACCAACGGUCAACUUUAUAGCUAAUGUGGUACCAUCCAGGUCGGCGUUCGGCGCAAACGGCCUCCAUGAGCGUUUUCGAGCAUCCUCAACGGUGGCCAAGGACGCCGACCCGCCGAUCUAACCUCUGCGACAAUGCGACAAAUGGGCUGAACGGGCUGCUCAACGGGCCACUAUGGAGCUCGAUCCACGCCUGAGGGGUGUCUCACAUGACGGCACCGCCCAAGACCGCCUACACGACGUCAACAACCCUCGUGAUCCCCAGCGUCCCGACAUUGUCGCAGAACACGACGAUGGCGCCACGCCGGAUCCGAAGCGACAGCGCGCGUGCGACAGCUGCCGUGGUCUCAAGGUGCGAUGCGAUCCGGACGAGGACGAAAAGGAGCCGUGCAGGCGCUGUCGCAAGGCGGGCAGGAAGUGCAUCGUGACGCCCCCCGCCCGGAAGAGGCAGAAGAAGACGGAUAGCAGGGUGUCCGACCUCGAGAAGAAGAUCGAUGCCCUGACGGCCAGUCUGCAGGCCAACAGGAGUGGCUCGGCUGGGGCCGAUGCGGCGGUGGACUAUGACUACCACCGCGCAGGCUCGGCGCACCAGGCCAGCCCCUACCAUGCGAGCGCGAGACGAGAGAGCGCAGAAACCUCAGGGACACCCGUGCACCGCCGGUCUGCGGUCGACGAGUUCCGCGACAGGGAGAGGUCGCAUGGCGCAAGUGGCUCCAUGGGACAUGCCGAGCCUCAUGGCGUCAAGAGGAAGCAUCCGGAGAGGUCGAUGAGCCAGGACGACGAGCUGCAUCGUCCAAAGGAGUCGCCCAUGUCGAGAGCAUUGCCUUCGCCUUGGAUACGCCCGGACCAGGGCGAUGUCAUCGAUCGGGGCUUGAUGAAUCUCGAGCUGGCCCAGGAGCUGUUUGUGCGGUAUGCGGAUCACAUGGCACCACAAUUCCCCGCCGUCAUCUUCCCACCGAGUCAGAGCGUCUCGGAGCUACGCAGGACGAGGCCCGUCCUGUUCCUGGCCGUCAUGGCUGCCGCCUCGUCGGAGAUACAAGCGCUCCAGGCCGAACUCCAGCGCGAGCUGAUGAUGGUAUUUGCCGAAAAGGUCUUCCUGUCCGGUGAAAAGUCCGUGGAGAUUGUGCAAGGGCUCCUCGUCGCGACAGCCUGGUACUGGCCGCCGGAGCACUUUGAGGAGCUCAAGUUCUACCAGCUGGUCCACGUCGCCGCCGUCAUGGCCAUCGACAUUGGCCUGGGGAAGAAGAGCGCCCCCCUCCGAUCAGAAGCAUCCAUGCACAACUUCAGCCAGCCCUGGCGCGCCAGCAAGAACUUGGCUGUAGACCCGGCCUCGAUGGAAGGUCGACGGACGUGGCUCGCCUGUUACUACAUGACGUCCAACACGUCCAUCUCCCUGCAUCGGCCCAACCUGGUGCGCUGGUCGCCCUUCAUGUCGGAAAGCCUCGAGCUGUUAAAAACGUCACCCGACGCUGCCCCGUCCGACCAGUACUUCUGUCACCUGGUGGCGCAGCAUCGCCUAAGCGAGGACAUUGGCGAGCAAUUUCUGAUGCACGACCCUACCCGGAACGUAGACAUCAACGACCCCAGGACGCAGUACUCUCUCAAGGUACUCGAGAGGGAUCUGGAAAAGUGCCUUUCGGGUGUUCCUGAGGCCCUCCAGCAACCGACCAUGAAGAUUGGGCACAACAUGCUCAGUCUGUAUCUGCACGAGAUCGCUCUGCGUACGACCAACCACCGCGCACCGCACAUUGAGCUGCGUCCGCCGUUCAAUACCGAAACCUUCAAGGAGGGCGUCGGACUGUCGGCCGAACCCCUGUCCGCAUCGCACAUCAGCGCCGUAUCGGCUUGCCUGAGCGCUGUCGACGGCAUCUUCACCACUUUUCUCGGCAUGGACGUGGUUGAAAUUCGGUACCUGCCCGUCUUCAAUCUUGUCCGUGUCGCCUACGCCAUCGUCAUCCUCGUCAAAAUGUACUUUUCCGCGUCAAGCCCAGGGUCGGAGCUGGGUAAAGUCAUCAGCAAGGGCAACUUACGGGUCGAGUGGUACCUCGACGCCCUGAUAGACAAGUUUCGCCAAACCGCGGCUGACGAUCGAUGCCGUCCAGCGUCCAAGUUUCUUUCCGUCAUGUCGAUGCUCAAGAGCUGGUUCAUCAAACAGGAGAAGGCCGAGCAGGAGGGCGGUGCUGCCCACGCGGCGCGGACAAUGUCGCCUCACGAGCAGAGCCAUCAUACCUCCAACCUGCAUGUCUUGUCCGAGGUCGCCACGAGUAAUGCCUCGCCGGCGAACAGACCAUCGCAUGCGUCACACACCUCGGACUUCCGGCCUCCCCCGCCUCCGCCAUACUUCAACCAGGAUGCCACGGCGACGGGGACACCACCGCACUCCCAGCAGCAGCACCAGCCGAUGCAGCCGUUCCCCGACUGGUCAGGCCAGCAACAAAUGACGCCGCACCAAAUGGACAUGAACCUCAUGGGCCCUGCCAUGGGACUCGACAUGAACAGGCCGCCCCUCGCGCCAGAGUCGCAAGACAACGGGGCGCGGAUCAUGCUGGCCGAGCCGUGGUUCGGAGACGUAUUCAGAGGCUUCCAAGAGUUCCAGGACAACACGGGACCCAUGUUUCCCUUCUGAGAUGGGCAUUGGCUCUCCUUUGCAGACCAAAAUCUCACAGGUUCUACACACUGCAUUUUACAUAUGUAGCCUGCUCAGGCAGCAUCAUUAACGCAUAGCGAUCACGAGAUAACGUUUCAAUUUACAUAAAGUAAAUCUGCCAUGCUCAUUCUCCGAUUCAAAGACGACACAGCAUAGUAACCUGACGUAACAAUCCUUGCAUCCCGAAGUCUCCCUGAAACGCCUGAUGUUCGGUUGUGUCACUGAAAUAAGUCCAAUGGAAUCCUGUGCAAUCGCGAUAUCGAAACAACUGUCGUCUCGU
Messenger RNA from Emericellopsis atlantica, 3011 nucleotides. RefSeq names its product putative fungal-specific transcription factor. Gene Ontology annotation, molecular function: transcription cis-regulatory region binding; DNA-binding transcription factor activity, RNA polymerase II-specific; zinc ion binding. Gene Ontology annotation, biological process: regulation of DNA-templated transcription. Gene Ontology annotation, cellular component: nucleus. The transcript has 3 exons. Lineage: Eukaryota; Fungi; Ascomycota; Sordariomycetes; Hypocreales; Bionectriaceae. The coding region runs from base 260 to 2710 and encodes 816 amino acids. The record is from RefSeq and is a predicted model, not a curated record.